CAUGGCGGCAAGGAGACACUGCGAGUAAGAUCUCCCAUUAAAAAAAGUUAAUAGGGAGGAAAAGCGGCAGGUCCCAGUGAGAACCGGGACACGGAAGAUAAACGGGUGACGCCAGCAAACUGCCCGAAGAAGAAAGUGGCCAUAAAAGAGGACCAGAAGGGAGGGAAGCGCAGAACCCUGCUCCCCUCCCCCGCCCCCAGAGGCGGCACUCUCCGACCAGCAGAGAGGAGGAAAACAACAAACCAAAACGGCCAACAAGAACAAAGGACGCAGCAAGCGGGACUGGGAGUGGAAAGGAACUAUUGCAGCCACCACACCCCGUGAACGGGAGCUGUGGAGAAUCCUGCAGGAUCCGCCGCGGAGGUGAGCGAACGGCUCCGGGCGCCAUUGAAGAGAGACCCCGCCCCCGGGGAGGAGACCAGCACCAGCUCGCAGCCCCGGCCGCCCGGAAAAUUAUGAACAUUCAAGAGUGUGAAGUUGUUACUGUGCAACCAGAAAAAUAAUUAAAGGUCUCAGAUGGAACUACACCUCCAGUCAAGACAUCUGAUAUAUAUUCAAGGAUCACAGGUUGAGAAACAGCUGUCCAAGCUCCCAAACCCACACUAUGAGAGAUUUCUUCUGGAGACUCAUCAUUAUUGCGACAGUCAUGAUGUUACCAAUCAUCUUUUUCAUUAAAGGAAACCCCUUUGACACUACAAUAUUCCUGUCCACAGAAGAAAAGGAGGCACUAGCCUUGCAGAGAGCCCAGAUGCAGAUCAGCCCUGGCAGAACAAAGCACCUGGAAACCUUCAAAGAUAUGCAGGAAAACUCUGGAUCACUCACAAAUGUGAAUCCCCAUAUUUUGCUUGGCGCGCCCCCUGUGGAGAAAAAACUGCUGACCAUAGGGAUUUCCUCAGUGCAGCACCCCAGAAGGAGCUCCCUCUUGGGCACCCUGCAAUCUCUCUUCUCUGUUUCCUCCUCAUCAGAGCAGAAACACUUUAUUGUUCUGGUACACCUAGCAUAUGCUGACCGCAAGUGGCUUGGUCAAAUGAGCGCCAGCAUCUCAACCCUCUUUAAACCAUACAUCCAGGCUGGACAGCUAGUACUGAUCAAUAGUCCUCUUAAAAGCUACCUUCCCUUGAAGAAACGUAAGAAAAACUGGAAUGGCAACCCUGCCUAUGUAGCUUUCUACUCCAAGCAGAACAUGGAUUAUGCCUUCCUCAUGAACUUUGCUGCCCCGUACUCUGACUAUUUCCUGAUGAUGGCCGAUGGUGUGCAAUGUGCCCCUGGAUUUGUCACCCAGAUAGCUACUACUGUGUCUGCCUGGGAGUACAAGCCGUGGGUGACUCUGGAGUUCUCUCAGCUGCCCUUCACUGGAAAACUCUUUCGUACUAGAGACCUCCCAAGCUUUGCUCAUUUCCUUCUCCUCUUCUACCAAGAAAUGCCCUAUGGCUCCCUCCUCAUCCAUUUUCAUGACCUCAUGCAACAAGCACCAAUCCAAUUCUUCCCUUCUCUCUUCCCGGACAGGGGUAAUUUCUCCUCCUUUGGAAAAACAUCUAAUAGCCUCAACGAUGAAGAGUUUGAAGAAAAUGACAUUGGUUCUCCAAGCAACCCUGCUGCCUCCGUCUACACUAACCUGAAGGCUACCAAUGACACUGUCCCCAUGAACGCCUAUAGCUUGAAUGGGACUUACUUUUCUAGCAAGGAGGUGGAAGUCGGCAGCCAUCUGACAGUGGUUUUGGACAAACCUGCCCAAGUGUUCCGAGUUCAAGUCCUGACUGACUCUCACCUAAAAGAUGAGAACCAGCUGAAAGAGGGACAAGUAGAACUGGGCUUUGAUGCUACUAAUAGAAUCACUGACUGUGAUGACUAUAUUCUGCUGGGGCUUCUGAUAAAUGGCACCCUGAAUAAGAGGGUUUUAUAUAAUGAGUCUGGGAAGAAGGUGAAAUGUGUGAGAUUGCUUGUGACAGCCACUUCACCCUCUGAAAUAAUAUUCAGGCACAUCAACCUCUGGAUUAACUGAAGUUUAAGAGUAUAUGAAGAAACCACUGAGAGUUCUGAGAGUGGCUAGGUUGAAAGAGUCUACGGAGUUUCUUUUAACAAACAUUAAAGUAUUGAACUUGGCCAGGGAGACCUCAUUGUUGGGUACUUUCAGGGUUAUCAAUUCAUAAGAUUGAGCAUGUUGAUAGGCUAAGUGAAGGUAACAUCUUCUAGGUCCCAGAGAGCCAUGGGCAGGUGAAGUGGGCUUGUUAAACCCUUCCCUGAUUUUCUUUUUUUUUUUUUAAAGAUUUAUUUAUACAAGAAGUGGGGCACAGGCCAGAGGUGCAGGAGGGUGAAAGGAUUCACCAGAGACAGAACGGGGAGCAGAACAGGCAGAUGGACCGAAAGCACUGCUGAGGGGAGCAGCAGGCCAGACAGGAGAGGUCUGCUGUGCCGUGUGGGAAUCUCCCUGGCCAACAGGGAGUCGAACCCGCACUGCAGAGGUUGCGGACAGCUUCACAGCGUGGCGCUCAACCCACUGCACACCAAGGAGGCCCCUUCCCUGAUUUUCUAUCCAAAAGGAUCUACCAUCCAAAAUUGUCUCCUUGGAUUAAGAACACCAAACUUCUAGAAACAAGAACUUGUGGGUAGGACUGACUGAUGCUCCUGUCACAAGACUCAAGCAGUGCAAGAAAGAGACAGAAGAUCUUUCAUCAAACAAGAAAUGGGUUAAUUAAAAGCUGAAUGGGGGCCUCCCUAGUGGUGCAAGGGGUUGGGACACAACCUGUGAAGCUGUCUGCAGCUACUGCAGCACGAGUUCAAUCCCCGGCCAGGGAGCUACUCACAUGGCGCAGAAGACCUCUCCUGGCUCACCUGCUGCUCCCCUCAGUGGUGUAUUUCAGUCAGUCUGCCUGUUCUGUUCCCCAUUCUAUCUCUGGUGAAUUCUCUUGCCCCCACAUUUCUGACCUGUACCCAGUUCUUGUAUGCAUAAACGGAUAAAUCUUUAAAAAUAAAUAAAUAAAUAAAUAAAGCUGAAUGGGCUAUGUGACCACAAAGAUAGAUUGGCCAAGAGAGGAACAUUUUCUCUGUGAUCUUAUUUUUUCAUGGAAGGUAGUAAGUCAUUCACU
Messenger RNA from Talpa occidentalis (Iberian mole), 3086 nucleotides. RefSeq names its product alpha-1,6-mannosyl-glycoprotein 4-beta-N-acetylglucosaminyltransferase-like. NCBI's taxonomy places the organism in Eukaryota, Metazoa, Chordata, Mammalia, Eulipotyphla, Talpidae. Bases 605 to 2002 code for a protein of 465 amino acids. Gene Ontology annotation, molecular function: acetylglucosaminyltransferase activity. The transcript has 5 exons. The record is from RefSeq and is a predicted model, not a curated record. Gene Ontology annotation, biological process: protein N-linked glycosylation.